GCCCAUUCCCUUUAUUUCGUCACGGGACAUUCCGCUAAUUCUAUUCAUCAUAGUAGACUCCGCCCGUUCCCCCGGGUUCAUCACAGAGGACUCCGCCCACACACUUAUUUCCUCACGGGAGACUACGCCCAUCUCAUUUACGCCAUCACCGACUCCACCUAUUUCAUUUCAUUCGUCACGGAGACUCCGCCCCCAGUUUUGUCACGGGAUGAUCCCGCCCAUUUAUGCCGUUUCCCCCCCUCACCGGGAGGAGGUCACUCUUGUCUGGGUGCGGCACGUUCUUUAGUGUUGGAGGUCUUCUGGCGGCAAUCAGUUGGUCUCUGGUGUUCUGAAAAAAAUUCCGGCUGCACAGAAAAAGUCAGACAUGACUCACUUUGUACAAAAUCUUCGCAACUUACUCAGUAACCAGCCGGAAGAGUUUGAACAAGUUGAGGAGGAGGAUGUUAGGAGGUGGGGGUUGACAGGUAUACGUCUUCGUCCAUACCAACUUAUUGGUUUAAAUUGGCUGAUUAGAUGCCACAGUAUUCAACAUGGCAGCAUCCUUGCAGAUGAAAUGGGUCUUGGUAAAACAUGUCAGUCAAUAUGCUUUCUUCUCUGCCUAACCGGAAGACAAAAGGAGAAAGGUCCUUUUUUGAUCCUGUGCCCACUGUCAGUACUGAAGAACUGGACAGAAGAACUGGCAGGGUUUGCUCCACGACUUUCAGUGGUUGUUUACACAGGAGAUAGGGAUACAAGACAAGCUUUGCAACAAGACUUGAAAAAUUGCAAUUUCCAUGUACUUCUCACCACUUAUGAGAUUUGCUUGAAAGAUGCUUCUUUCCUGAGUAGAUCGAAUUGGAGUGUACUGAUUGUGGAUGAGGCCCACAGGUUGAAGAACCAGAACUCUUUACUGCAUAAGACUCUGAAAUCGUUUUCAGUACGAUUCACACUGCUGCUAACUGGAACACCAGCACAGAACAACCUUCAUGAGCUCUAUUCGCUGCUAAGCUUUGUGGAACCAAAGGUGUUCUCAGGGGAUGAAGUGGAUGAAUUUAUUAAAUAUUACAGCAACGUAGAAGAGGAUGCAGUAAACGCUAAAGAGUUGCACAGUCUUAUGCAUCCAUUCCUCCUGAGAAGAAUUAAAGCUGAUGUUGCUGCAGAGUUACCUAAGAGGAUGGACAUUAUUCUAUAUCAUGGGAUGUCUGUACUGCAGAAAAAGUAUUAUAAAGCCAUUCUAAUGAAGGACUUGGAUGCAUUUGAGAAUGAAAUGGGCAAGAAAACACGAUUGAUGAAUAUCUUAAUCCAACUCAGAAAAUGUGUUGAUCAUCCUUAUCUUUUUGAUGGUGUGGAACCGGAACCAUUCCAGAUUGGGGAUCAUCUUGUGGAAGCAAGUGGCAAACUUCACUUACUGGACAAAUUGCUAGCAUUCCUGCAUUCCAGAGGUCAUCGUGUGUUGGUGUUUUCUCAGAUGGCAAGAAUGCUGGAUAUCUUGCAGGAUUACAUGGAAUAUCGAGGUUACAGCUAUGAACGCUUGGAUGGAUCAGUACGAGGGGAGGAGCGAUAUCUUGCUAUCAAAAACUUUAAUCAACACGAUAUUUUUGUUUUUCUUUUAAGCACCCGAGCAGGUGGUGUUGGAAUGAAUCUUACUGCUGCUGACACUGUGAUAUUUGUGGACAGUGAUUUUAAUCCUCAAAAUGAUCUCCAGGCAGCAGCACGGGCUCACAGGAUUGGCCAGAAAAAGCCAGUCAAAAUUAUUCGGCUAAUUGGAAGAGACACCGUCGAAGAAUUGAUUUACAGACGAGCUAUGUCGAAACUGAAAUUGACAAACACAUUGAUUGAAGGUGGUCAGUUCUCUAUGAAGGAGGGAGAAGAAUUACCUGCAACUUUUGAUAUGCAGUUAAGUGACAUCCUGAAAUUUGGUCUGGAUAAAUUACUGUCUACUGAAGAGAGCACGAUUGAAGAUGUUGAUAUGGAAAAUAUUUUAGGUGAAACCAGGAAUGGAUUGUGGAUCACCAAGGAGCAAUCAGUGCAGACAAUAGAAGAAGAGUCAAAGGGAACAAGCCACAUGUAUCAAUAUGAGGGGAAAGAUUAUUCUAAAGAACCCAGUGCAGCAGAUCAGAAAACUUUUGAGCAACUUCUGGAUCUUCACAAAAUGGUACUUGAAGAAGCCAGUAAAGGAGGAAGAUCACUCCGCACAAAGUCUAAUGUGCUUUUGACUGCUCCACUGGAUCUGUCCAUUAGGAAAAAACGAAUAUUGUCACCUGAAGAACUUGAGCAACGGCGUCAGAAACGUCAAGAGGCAGCAGCUAAACGAGCAAAAUUACUAUCUGAAAAGAAACAGCAGCGAGAAGAGGAAGAACACAAAAAAAAAAUGGCUUGGUGGGAAUCUCAUGGCUACAGAUCUCCCUGUCUUCCAUCGUUGAGUAGUGAGAGUGAGGAUGAAUCCGAGGAGGAUGGAAAUGACCUUCCUGGUGAUCUCGAUUCUACAGAUACAGAACAGACAUCCAUUCAUUAUGUUCUUGGGGAUGUCACUCACCCAAUGGCUGCUGAUAAAGAGGAUGCAAUAAUAGUGCAUUGUGUUGAUGACUCUGGAAGAUGGGGAAAAGGAGGUUUGUUUACAGCUUUGGAAGCUAGGUCAGAUGAACCAAGAAAGCAUUAUGGACGAGCAGGGAAAAUGAAAGACCUUUCUCUGGGAAGUGUUCUUCUAUUUCCCAUUGAUGACAAGGAGUCAAGAAAUACAGGGCAAGACCUGUUAGCAUUGAUAGUUGCACAGCAAAGAGAUCGUUCCAACAAUCUUUCUGGAAUCAAGCUGACCGCUUUAGAAGAAGGGCUACAAAAACUUUACAGAGCUGCCAAGAAAAGGAAUGCAAGUGUGCAUCUCCCACGAAUAGGGCAUACAACCAAAGGAUUUAACUGGUAUGGCACUGAAAGACUUAUUCGGAAGUACCUUUCCUCGAGAGGCAUAUCAACCUACAUCUACUAUUUCAAAAGGUAUAGUGCAUCUGCUUCUGGAUCCUCCGAUUCUGCUGACAACAUAUCAACAAAGCAGGAUAAAGCAAACAAAAGUAGGACUGAGGGAGAUGCUGCCGAACAAUCCGCAGAAAGUUCAGCUAUUCUACCAGAUUUCAUGUCUGGUGUAAAUGUUUACUUCUUCAAUAUAUCAGAAAAGAAGAGGCUAAGCCGUUAUUUGAUUACUUAUAAUGGUGAUGUGGAUCAGAAUUUCUGUGCUGAAACCACUCAUAUUGUGGCACAAGUGGAUGAUUCUAGCCAAAUGCAGGAGUUACAGAGCUACCUACAGGAGAAUCCUACAGCAGUUGUAGUCCAAGCUCGAUGGCUUGAAGUUUGUUUCUCAAAACAGCAGAAGGUUGACACAUUUUCGUAUGAAAUUAAACUAACUAACUCUGAGUGAAGGUUGCAUUUGCAAAAGUCAUCCUGACACCACACUGAAAAUACCAUAUAUGUGGGCUUGGGUUAAGUAUGAUAAAGUAUCUGUUAUACAAAUGUUUUUUCAUUUUAUUUUUUUCAGUUUUUCUUACAUUAUAAAUGUGGCUUUGGCACUGACUACUCAGAUUUGACUUAUUUCUCAAUUUUCUAAUGUUUUACUGUUUUGACAUUACAUUAGUAUUAAGACAAAAAAAAACUCAACUAACAUUUUGCAAACACAAAAACAGAAACUGCUGGAAAUCCGAGUUGGGUCGAGUGAUCCUUCCUCAGAAGAGUGAGAGCUUGGCUUAGGUUCUGUUUUAUUUUAAAGAGGUCAGAAAGUCAUUUGGAACAGUGACCAAAUAUAUCUUUUCCAAAAAGCUAUAUGAUUCAAUUAAGUGAGAUAGCUGGGGUAUUAAUUGAUUAAAUGUUUAAACUACUGAGUCGAUGAAAAACAGGCAAACAGAUCAGAUCAGUUUAGUUUGACUUCUGCUGGCUGAAGAAUCUUGAUUUCAGUUCAGGAUAAUAGUCAUGUUUGCAGAAUGGUUUUAGUUUGGAAGAUCUCCAAGCUGUGAAAGUUUGUACAGAGGUUUUCAAGUUGUCAGAACUGAAAAGGGGUUAAGGCCAUCAAAACUGAAAGUAAGUUUAGGCCAGUAGAACUAGCAAGAAGCCAUGAAACCGUCUUAGUCGUCCAGGAAAGAGUCAGUUCAGAAUGAAAGCAAGAAUCGUAGUGGGAAUUUGAAUACCUGUGAAGGUAUUCUGGAAAACUGGGUUGAAACAGUUUACGUUAAGAUCUUUCUGAAUUGUCUCUUUUUAACUUUUGUCAAAUAGAAUUGUGUUCUUUUGUUAAUUGACAUUGGCAGCUUUGUAUGACCAUGUUGUGUCUAAACAUCAUUGUAACCAACUGCAAAAAAUAAGCUUCUAAUCAAAACUUUACAGAACAUUUGUUUUCAUCUGUUAGAAAAGAAUUCCAAGAUAAAUUAUUUUUGGCUUUAAAUAUUAGAUCUUUCCUCUCGUAAAGAUGAUGGACUAUUGGCUAGAUUUGCAACAUAACUUCUUUUAAAUAUUUGGCCAUUAGAUAUAAAUCUGACCUCUCAUUUCUAUUUAUUAUGAGGUAUCCCAUGCUGUCAUCUGUCAGCAUGUAGCAAUCUUAUGACCUUUUUAUGAGUUUUUUUUUUGCCUUUAGCCUAAUAUGUAUGAAGUUUUAAGCAAAUUAACCCAGACUGGGUGAGUCUCUGAGUGGUCCCAUCUCCAAUGUUGUACAGAGUAGUUGCCUUGGGAAAAAGAAUUGAUGAUAAUUGAGUGCAGGCAGGUUUGUGUUUCUGAAAAAUAUUUAAUAAUUGCCAGCUUAAGACAGUGAUCCUGUUUACUUUGCAGUCCUAUGAUAUAUACAGUACUCUGAUUUGCAAUUUUUGGAAACUACUGUGUUAAGCAUGCCCUGCCACGUUUAUUGUGUUUCAGCUGCAGAUAAAAGUAUCUUUGUGAGGCCAAGAGGAGCAGAAUUGUUUAAACAAUCGAAAUCAUAGAGCCUUCCAGCACUGAGGAGGCCAUUUUCAUUGAAAGAGCAGUCAUACUUAGUUCCCACACCUUGCUUUUGUAUCUGGAAUGCUAUUAAGUUCCUCAUCCAUAAAUAUGUGUUCAACAUCCUUUAAAAAUUAUUUAUGGAGUCCACUACCUUUUCAAACAGAGAUUUUGAGAAUCAAAAAUGUGUCUUAACCUCCUCCUCCUCCUCCCCCAUUCAUCAGUGAUUUUAAAUGAUUAUUGAUUGACUAGUAGUUGAGAAAGCGAGGACUGCAGAUCCCGGAGAAUCAAAGUUGAAAAGUCCAGCAUUGGAAAAGCACAGCAGGUCAGGCAGCAUCCGAGGAGCAGGAGAGUCGAUGUUUUGGGCAA
Molecule: messenger RNA, 5292 nt
Organism: Chiloscyllium plagiosum (whitespotted bambooshark)
Lineage: Eukaryota; Metazoa; Chordata; Chondrichthyes; Orectolobiformes; Hemiscylliidae
Gene: chd1l
Product: chromodomain helicase DNA binding protein 1-like
Biological process (GO): chromatin remodeling; DNA repair
Cellular component (GO): nucleus
Molecular function (GO): ATP binding; DNA helicase activity
Source: RefSeq, a predicted model, not a curated record